Messenger RNA from Hippocampus zosterae (dwarf seahorse), 923 nucleotides. Its product is annotated as serine/threonine-protein kinase WNK2-like. Gene Ontology annotation, molecular function: potassium channel inhibitor activity; protein serine/threonine kinase activity; chloride channel inhibitor activity. The coding region runs from base 189 to 923 and encodes 244 amino acids. The record is from RefSeq and is a predicted model, not a curated record. Gene Ontology annotation, biological process: monoatomic ion homeostasis; intracellular signal transduction; positive regulation of potassium ion import across plasma membrane. The transcript has 5 exons. NCBI's taxonomy places the organism in Eukaryota, Metazoa, Chordata, Actinopteri, Syngnathiformes, Syngnathidae. Gene Ontology annotation, cellular component: cytoplasm; cytosol.
CGGCUUCUCCGAGCCGCUGCCGCCCGGACUCGGCGCGAGAGGACGGCGUCGGCGGAGCUCUCCCGGCGGGGGGCCUCCGGGGCCCGGCCGAGAGCGAGCUGGUCAAGAGGGCGGCGGCCUUCCUCAAGCGCUCCGGUCGGAGUAAAAGCGAGCAGAGCUCCGAUUCGCCGAACCGACGGCCGUUGGAAAUGAACGGCCACGCCCCCUCUUCCUACGUCAGUAGCGAUAAUGACUCUGAAUUGGACGACGCGGACAUGAGGAAAGAACUUCACAAGCUGAGAGAAAAGCACAUGAAGGAGAUAUCGGAACUCCAGGCCUUCCAGAGGAGCGAGAUCGAGCGUCUGUACCGAGAGGUGGGCAAAUGGCCGCCCCCCAACGCGGGCCUGCCCCACGCCGCGCCUCCCUGCGGCCGCCGGCGCAAGGCCGCCAAACACAAAGUCAAGGCGGGAAAAUUGCUCAAUCCGGUGGUGCAGCAGCUCAAAAGCCAUCUCGGCGCCGACGCGGCCCAGAGAAAAGGGGAAAGUUCUGGAAGUUCCUCGGGAUCCCCCGCCAGGAGUUGGGUGCCGUCCGAGCGCUCCGCCGGCUCCGGCGGGCGGCGCGGCGCCAGCCCCGAGCGAGUCCACAUCUGCCAACCGCGUUCCUUCAAAGGCUCUUUCUCCUCGGACAACAUCCACGCGGGCCAACGCGCUGACGGCACCGCGAACUUGACGAGCCGAGGCUGGACAGUUUACCACCAAACGUCGGAGAGAGUCGCCUUUCAACCCAGUAGCAAACCACGCGCUCGAUUCCUCAGCGGACCCGUGUCUGUGUCCAUCUGUUUGUAUUCGUUCCUUCCUCUGCUUCAUUGCCACAAUCUUGAUUGUAGACGAGCGCGACUUGGGCGCUUGGCGUUUUCCGGACGUCGCCGCACAGGUCCACACUGA